Messenger RNA from Lethenteron reissneri (Far Eastern brook lamprey), 8569 nucleotides. RefSeq names its product DNA (cytosine-5)-methyltransferase 3A-like. NCBI's taxonomy places the organism in Eukaryota, Metazoa, Chordata, Hyperoartia, Petromyzontiformes, Petromyzontidae. Gene Ontology annotation, molecular function: methyltransferase activity. Gene Ontology annotation, cellular component: nucleus. The record is from RefSeq and is a predicted model, not a curated record.
GAGGCGGAGAGUGUAAAGGGAGAGCGAAGGAGAGAGGAGAGAGAGGAGGAGGAGAAGGAGGAGGAGAGAGAGAGAGGAGAGAUAAGAGGGCGACGGGAUGCGAGCCUCGACUGCCAACUCAGCAUCCAGGCGCGGGUGCUACAAAGGUGGAGCACGGAAUUCUGGUUCCGGGAAACGGCCCCCCACGAGCCACAGCAGAGGUCGCCCCCCGUCAUCGGAGCUCAUGCGGACCCCCCACGAGAACGAGAACUGCUCGGGCGCCGUGGGCUCCCCCCCCCUCGCGCCGCCGCUCAGCAACGGCGAGCCAGCCGACGUCGGCGUCACCGCCAGCAGCAACAACAACAACAACAACGCCAACAACAACAACAACAUGUCCCCGGGCAAACAGCUGCACGGCGUCACCGGCCCCGGUGCCACCCCCGAGAACAACGUGGGUGGAGCGGCGGGGGGGCGCGGGGUGGCGCAGCGUCGCCCGGGACCGGCGGUGGACGCUCGCAGGGCGGGCGACAGCCUGGACGACGCUAGCCAGGGCUCGCCCGACAGCACAGAAAGUCUGUUCCGCACCCCGGGGAGCCCCGCGAACAGCUGGACCGCGGAGAACUCCCCCUCGGCGCUGGCGGAGUCCGACCAGGUGCGGGGGUCGCGGGGUCACGCGGGGUGGGAGAACAGCCUGAGACCGCGGCCCGCUCCACGCAGCUCCUUCCAGGCCGGGGGUGCCGUGGGGUUCAGCCCCCCACAGCCCACCCCCAAGACGCUCCGCAAGUCUUUCCGCGGAGUGCCCAAGUCACCGGUUGCCAUGGACAUGGGGGGCUCCCCCCCCGAGCCCCGGAGUCGCCAUGCCCCCCCCGGCCUCUCGCCCCUACCCACAAUGCCGAGCAACCAUGUCGCCACCCCCACAGCGUCACAUGCUAGGGAAGAGCCGGACGAAGGCUCUUCCUCGUCGCUCUCCUCCUCGUCGCUGUCCUCAUCCUCGCUGCUGCCGCUGGCGCCGCCGCCGCCGCUGGGCGUGGGGGACCUGGUGUGGGGGAAGAUCAAGGGCUACAGCUGGUGGCCGGGCUGCACCGUGUCCUGGCUGGAGACGGGCCGUGACCCCGCUCCGAUCGGCUCCAGCUGGAUCCGCUGGUUCGGAGACUGCAAGUUCUCCAUGGUGCAAGGGGACAAGCUGCGACCUCUGAGCGAGUUCAACGACCACUUCCACUUGGCCACCUACAACAAGCGGUCCGCCUACAAGCGGGCCGUCUACGAGGCUCUCAAGAUGGCGAGCCAGCGCGCGGGGAAGAUCCUGGAGCCGCUGUCCCCGGGCCUGGAGCGGGCGCUGAAGCCUCUGCUGGCCUGGGCCACCGGCGGGUUCCAGCCCACGGGCCCACGCGGCCUGCAGCCCACAGAGGAGGAUCGCAAGGCCCCCAAGAGGAUGGCGCCGAGUCAACCGGAGGUCGUCCCCUUGGGCCCGGCGCCCAAGAAGCACAAAGCGGCUCCCCUGCCAGCGCUGCCCUGCGGCUCCAAGGAUGUUCUCAUCGAGCAGAUCCGCAUGAAAGUCCGGAACAUUGAAGACAUGUGCAUGGGCUGUGGCAGUCUGUACGUGGCGGCUCAGCAUCCGCUGUUCGAGGGAGGGCUGUGCCAGACCUGCAAGGACACGUACCUGGAGUGCUCGUACCUCUACGACGACGAUGGCUACCAGUCCUACUGCAGCGCCUGCUGCGCUGGCAAGGAGGUGCUCAUGUGCAGCAAGGUCAACUGCUGCCGCUGCUUCUGCAUGGAGUGCGUGGAGCUGCUGGUGGGGGCCGGGGCGGCGCAGGCGGCGGUGGCCGAGGACCCGUGGACCUGCUACAUGUGCCUGCCGCACGGCACCAACGGGCUGCUGCGGCGCCGCGACGACUGGGCCACGCGCCUCCAGCUCUUCUUCACCAGCGACCGCGACCAGGAGUUCGAGCCCCCGCGUCUCUACCCCCCGAUCCCGGCGUCUCAGCGCAAGCCGAUCCGUGUCCUCUCCUUAUUCGACGGCAUCGCUACAGGGCUUCUGGUGCUCAAGGAGCUGGGCCUCAAGGUGGAGCGCUACGUGGCCUCCGAGGUGUGCGAGGACUCCGUGACGGUGGGGCAGGUGCGUCACGAGGGCAAGAUCACCUACGUGGGAGACGUGCGCAACAUCACCCCGCGCAACAUUGUCGAAUGGGGGCCGUUUGACCUGGUGAUCGGAGGAAGUCCCUGCAACGACCUGUCCAUUGUGAACCCCGCCAGGAAGGGUCUCUACGAGGGCACGGGCCGCUUGUUUUUCGAGUACUACCGCCUGCUGCACGAGGCACGGCCCUCGACCACGGACGAGCGGCCAUUCUUCUGGCUCUUCGAGAACGUGGUGGCCAUGGGCGUCAGCGACAAGCGCGACAUCUCCCGCUUCCUCAACUGCAGCCCCACGAUGAUCGACGCCAAGGAGGUUUCGCCAGCUCACCGCGCGCGCUACUUCUGGGGCAACCUGCCCGGCAUGAACAGACCGCUCUUCCCGUACACGACUGACAAGCUGGAGCUGCAGGAUUGCCUGGAGCACGGCCGCAUGGCCAAGUUCAGCAAAGUGCGCACCAUCACCACGCGCUCCAACUCCAUCAAGCAGGGCAAGGACCAGCACUUCCCCGUGAUGAUGAACGGCAAGGACGACAUCCUGUGGUGCACCGAGAUGGAGAGGAUCUUCGGUUUCCCCGUGCACUACACCGACGUGUCCAACAUGAGCCGCCUGGGUCGCCAGCGCCUGCUGGGCCGCUCCUGGAGCGUCCCCGUCAUCCGCCACCUCUUCGCUCCACUCAAGGAUUACUUCGCCUGUACUUAGAGGGGCGGGGGGUGGAGGGGAGGGUGUGGAGGGGGAACGGGGGGGAGGGGCCGGCGGAGAGCGGCGGUGGUGGCGACGACACACGGUGGGGGUUUGGUCGCGCGUGGUGCUAGCCGCCCACCCGCCUCGUGUGCCGUGCCGGCCUUCGUAGGUGCUGCUCGCUAACAGAGCUUGCCCCAACAGUCUGUGAAGGCUACAGAGGGGAUCUUUGUCUUUGUGGGUUGUGGGGGGGGGGGGGGGGCGGCAGUCACGUCACGUGACCACUUAACCGCACCGCUUCACUUCUUAAACCGGGAGGUACGGCCUGUGUCGGCCCCUCCUCGACCCACCCCUUACCCCCCCUUCCCCCCCAUUCCCAGCACCACCACAGCCACCAGUCAAACUCAGGUGCUCCAAACUUUAGCGUCGGCGCUGGCUCGACCAAUCGCGGCGGUCGGUCGUCGCGAAGCAUGCGGAGACGGCGUGGCGACGAGCCUCGUUUGACCCCUGACCUUGAUCCCGCUACCCUCAUCGUCGUCGCGUUCGCCCGCCCUCGGUGUCCAUCUCGGGACAGCGGCGGUGGCGGCGGUGGCGGUGGUGGUGGCGGUGGUGGCGGCGGUGGUGGCGGUGGUGGCGGUGGUGGUGUGGUUUUUAUCGUUCUUGUUUAAUCCCCGCCCCUUGCUGCGUGUUGGCCCCGAGGGGUGGGACUGUGGGACGGGGGUGGGGGGGGAUGGUGGAUUGAGGAUGUGUGUACGUAUGUGUGUGUACGUAUGUGUGUGUACGUAUGUGUGUGUACGUAUGUGUGUGUACGUAUGUGUGUGUACGUAUGUGUGUGUACGUAUGUGUGUGUACGUAUGUGUGUGUACGUAUGUGUGUGUACGUAUGUGUGUGUACGUACGUUUGUUGAACUUCUUUCUCACCGUACGUAGCCAACUCUGCUAAUCGGAGGUGCGGUGAGGGGUGAAGGACAACAAGCUACACACAACAAGCAGUUCAAGCGAGAUGAGUGGCGGAUGAGCCUCACUCACUCACACGCUCGCUCGCCCGUCCCGCCUGUCCACCGGUCCGGCAGUCAGGACCUUCUCUCGCCCGUCCGUCCGUCCCUCUGUCCGGACAUCCGUCCGUGCGCUCGUCUGGCCGCGCGUGUGGCUGGUGAGAUUUCGGGUUUGUCCGCGUCGGAGUCUCUAAAACAUAUUUCCGUGCCCGGCACACCACGUCGGGUAUCCCUCCGGCCGUGGCUACCUCCCCCGUCGCGUGCGAUCGGUCGAUGACCCAUCGCACACCCCCUGUCCACGCGACUUCCCCUCUGCGGUGGACACAUCGAGGCGAUGCUCCCACGGUGAAAAGCGAUUGCACAGUUUUAUGUCUGUCUCUGUGUCUGUCUCCGUGCUUGUGCCUGUGUCCGUGGCUGUGUGUUUAUAAACGUGCGUUUAUAAAUGUCCACGUGGUGACCAGCCACUUCCUUGAGCUGUCAUUUGUGGCCAGGUCGCUUCUGGAAAAUAGCUUCAUAGCUUAGUGGACCUUACCUGGUCAAAUACAAUUGUUUUAGUUUAGUUUAGUCUGUCUAUCUCUGUGUGUUUCUGCUUUUGAUGGGCUGUAUUUUUCUCAAUGUCUGUCUGUGUGUGUGUACAUGUAUGUGUCUUUGUACAUGUAUGUGUACAUCUCACAUUUGUGCGUUUCCCAAUGCACAUAUUUUGUAUGUGUACGCUAGUGUUGUGAUGUUUGUGUGUCGGUCUUAAUGCGUCUGCGUGUAUAUCUGGUCUCCUGUUCUAUGUCACUAAUGUUCACUUAUGUUUGCACAUCUGUGCAUGUCUUUAUCUCUGUCUUCAUAUCUUCCUGUGUAGAUACGUUCGUGUGUGUCUCACUGUGUCCCUGUCUCAUUGUGUCUCUCGUUAUCAGGACUUGUAUCUCCGUGUGUGCCCCUACGUCUCACUGUGUCGCUGCGUUCUAUUUGUGUGUCUGUCUCGGUGUGUCUGUCUCGGUGUGUCUGUCUCGGUGUGUCUGUCUCGGUGUGUCUGUCUCGGUGUGUCUGUCUCGGUGUGUCUGUCUCGGUGUGUCUGUCUCGGUGUGUCUGUCUCGGUGUGUCUGUCUCGGUGUGUCUGUCUCGGUGUGUCUGUCCGUGUUCCCGGUCCGUCCGUGUCUAUGACACCCAGCUGCCUUAAACGUGGGCAAAAAACUCCCGUUCACGUUUCCUAAACCGUCGAAGUUUCAAUUUUAGUCGUCGGUUUGAGUUUAAAUCUUUGGGUUUCCCGGCCACGUCCUGCCCCGUGAUAUUGCCAGUCUCAUCCGAGCAUCGCGACGGUGCAGAUGGUCUCGUUGCAAAUUAAGAAGAAAUAAAAUACCGACGAUAAAUAUCGUCAUUAACAAAACAAUAACGUCUUAGUUUAAUUCAUCUUCUCUUCCCCCACCGGAAGAGAAAGAUGGAAAUCGUCAACGCAAGAAGUGACGAUUGCAGCGAGACUUCACACCGUUGUUUUAUUUUUACUUAAAUGUCUAAUUGGCUACAUCGGUAGAGCUGGACGUGUAUUACACCGUGUAGGCGGCGUUUGUGCACUUAUCCACAGUUCUGUGGCCGGGGCACAGGAUGGCAUGAAUUUUAAACCCUCACCUCUUUCCCCGUCCCCCGUCUUUCGACAACUCAUCAGCAGCACGCCGCCAGUAAUCGACAGCCCGCUCUGACUCCGCUGCUGGAUGAAGGCCUCCCCCCACCUCCGCGGUACUGCCCUUCGUCGCGGGGGGGGGGGGGGGGGGGGUCAGCAGGUUCACCACGGGGCACGGGCGGUGGACGGGACUCCCUGUGUGGGGUGGGGUAAAGUGUGGGGACUUCCACCACCUCAUCAGCGUGGAGAGAGAGAGAAGGCCGCCACACACCGAUAGAGCACCCUUCUCUCUCUCUCUCUCUCUCGUGGAGGAGGAGGAGGCCUUCCCCUGCUCCACUUGCAGCGGUAUAAUGAUCAGGACAAUUGCAGGCCUGCCCCUUUACCUUAGAGCAGAGGGGUCAACAACUGAAAAGCGUAACGGUAAAAAAAUUGUCCGAUUCUCGGCUGCGAUUUUAAAACUCGCGUGAGCGUUUGUGUGCGGCUUUACGAUCGGUGUGCGGUGUGUUUUUAGACCCCCCCCCCCCUCUACAAUUAUUAUUUUAAAAUAAUUUUAUAGAUUCCCUUGAUUCUUCAGACCCCCCCCCCCGCUCGCAUCGCGAUUGCGUAACCCGAUUAUAAUCACCAGCAUCACUCGCGCGCAGGCGCACACACACAGACCGACGUCUACCUCAAUACAACGAUAACUCAGUCACUCUUACACGUACGACGCCAUCAACGCCAUCGUCAUCACCAUCGCCAUCGUCAUUAUCCUCGCCAUUGUCACCAUCGUCACCACCGUACCCAUCGUCACCACCACCACCAUCAUCAUCGUCACCACCGUCCCCAUCGUCAUCACUGUCACCACCAUCACCACCAUCGUCACCUGUGAACCUAUCUCACCCGUACCUGGUGCUCUCCGCACAGCGCGAGGGGUCCCUCCCCGUGCGGUAUUGCGCGGCGCGGAACGAAAACUGAAAAAAGUGAAACGGGGAGUUGACAAGUCCACGUGACCUUUUGUGCGGUCGGGGGGGGGGGGGGGGGUUGGGAGCACGCGGAGAGAGGGGGACAGAGGGGUGGAGGGGGGAGUGUUGCAGUGUGCAGCAUGCAAGCAGCCUGGAGAGAAACUGGCCCCACGCCUGACCACAGUGGCCAAUGGCAGGCCAAGUCCCACUCUUACCCCAAACCAAACACCCCGCCGAUCUCGUAACCCAAUGGUAACUCAUGUUACGGAUGUUGAACUUCUUUCGCACCGUCCGUAGCCAACCGCUCUAGCCGUACCGCUAACCCGACCGCAAAAUGAGCCAACCAGACACUGGCCACUAACCAUAGCCCCGAGCCGGAUUGGCCAAUCAGACCAUAGCGUUCGCCCAAACCCCCCUCGACAUUCUUCUUGGUUCUUUCGGUAAAGUCACGUAGAAGGUGAAGAACAGGUCUGUCGACAGACCUGUUCUUCAACUGAGGACGGCUGCUUGCAUUGUGGCCGAAACGUCUUGAGAAUUAUUUUAUGAUGUUUUAUUUUUAUUAUUUUAUUAUUUCCCUUCUACGCGACUUUACCAAAAGAAUCCCUGCAGUCACGAAAGCUUUAAAUCGAAAUUUUCCCCCUCGACCUGUUUGCAAAAAAAGCUGCAACCCCAUCUGGGACUUCGUCCAUUCCCCUUUUUUCAGUUUCUGUUCCGCUUUUCACUUUUGGGUGCUCAGCGCCACGCGCCGUGGCGGCGUUGCCGGUGCCGAGAUUUGUGCCCCCCCCCCCGUGCGCGCGCGACACCCAGGGCAACGUCGCCGGCAACUGUUGCCUAGCCGGUAAUCGUCACCAGCAGUGGCUAUACGCGAAUCAUUCUGUUGUUGUUGUUGUUGCUGUGUCCGUUGUGUAAACAAAAUCAAAACGGUGAAUUCGAGUUUCCCAAACGUGGACGGUUCCCAGUGCUGCCCCCGCACAGGCGGAGGUCACGUGACCACGGUGAUGUCACGUGACCACGGUGAUGUCACUUGGGGGGGGGGGGUGCAAUAGUUAAUAGUUGACGAUCCAGACCGUGACCUGAACAAAACCCACACCUGCCUCCCUCCCUCCCUCAACUCGGGGGAGACACCCCGGGACACACAGCCCGUGUGGGGUAGCUGCCCCACCACCCCGCCUUUCUAGGACCAGGUGUGGGCAGGGAUGGGUGAGGGUUCCUGGUGAGUAGGGCAGGGAUGGGUGAGAGGGUUCCUGGUGAGUAGGGCAGGGAUGGGUGAGAGGGUUCCUGCCUGGUGAGUAGGGCAGGGAUGGGUGAGGGUUCCCGUCAGUAGGGCAGGGAUGAGUGAGUGCCCCGGGAGAGCCACGUGUCUCCGUCAUGGUGGGGAGGGGGGGAUGAUUAGAAUCAGGAAAGUGUCGCCCGGCUCACGGAAGGGUCCCGCUACUGUUUGUCCACGUCCGUGUAGAAUGGGCGCUUGGUUCGUGGGAGCGGUCAAGCGGAGAGAGCCCCCCACUUACAGUACCAGGGUGGCUAGCACUGGCUGCUAGGUCCAUACAGGCGGGUCUGUGUUAAUAGCCGACCCGCUUGCUGUACUGCCAGCUCGUGGCCAGUCGCACGCAAGGAGCGAGUUGAGUCGCGCGUUGAUGAUGUGGCCAACGACACCACGUGCUCACGGCGUACCGAGUGACGUCACAAACAAACGCGUCAUCAGCCCCUCCCCACCCACCCACCCUAUCCCCGUGGCCUCGCGUGUGUCGUGAGGCGAGCGUAUAGGUAAGCACGGUUUGGUUCCGGCUCGGCUAAUAGAAAAAAAAAACACACCCGUACCGUGAUGGCCCCGUGCUGGCUCGGCUCGGACGUGCCAGUGGGAGAAAACAAAUGGGAACUUUACAGGGCCACUUGCGGCUGUCGUCGUGAUCAUCGUCAUCAUCAGCAGCUGUAGCCUCGUCAGGGUGGGGGCCACGUGUCGACCCCGCGGGAACCAGGACCAGGCCCGUGGCGUCUCGGACAUUCUCAACCAAACGCCACUCAGACUAUUGCCAAAGGACAUUGUUAUUACUGCUACUCGACUCUUACUACUAUUACGCAUUUUAAAACAAUAAUAAAGUAGGCUUAAGGUUUUUAACGGAGGAAAACUAAAAAAAAGACAAAAAAACCAUUCUUGUUAUUGGUGCUAUAUUUUUGGGGUGUUUUGUGAAAUAAUGACGUUAGAGCAGAUUUUGGAUUUUAAAGUGAAAUGUGUU